Molecule: messenger RNA, 4644 nt
Organism: Pelagomonas calceolata
Lineage: Eukaryota; Pelagophyceae; Pelagomonadales; Pelagomonadaceae
Source: the annotation of a GenBank genome assembly
AUGGGUGCGAUGGCGAAGCUGAAGGCCCGUAUCGCAGAGCUGGAGAGAAAGGCCGAUGCGCUGUCGGUCUUGAGGCCCAGGGAGUAUUUGAGCAGCUCGCUCGAGUUCAGCAACUUGGUGAGCCGAUACAACGCCCUGGCCGAGGCCAAGGCGCAUAUCAAAUUUGAAUUGGCUCCGAUUCCGGGAACGGCCCCGCUGACUAUGAACCUGAUGAUGCUGUUCGAGGUCUCGCUGAUGCGCGUCGCCCAGACGGCCUGCGACUUCUUUCGCAAGCACGACGACGCCGAAGAGGCCGCGGUCAUGGGCGAGUUUCGGAGUGCGCUACUGACGCGCGAAGCGGAGCCCGUCGAAAUUACGUUGACGGUGGAUGGCGGCGCAGCGACUCCAGUGCUCGACGCCGAGGCGGCGCUGCUCGCGGAGAUCCCGGAGCGCCCGCCGCGCGAGGUCACCGUCCGCGUGACGCAGCCGCGCGUCGCCGAGGCCCUCGCUGCGCCUCGGUGCUGCCUCGUCAUCGUCGAACCCGAGACCGACUGCCGGCUCUUCCCGCUCGACGCGCGCGCCCUCGCGACGCCCGUGGCGGAGUUCCUGAUGACGUCGUUCCUCGGUGAGGUGGACGCCGGCGACGAGCGGGACACGUUGCUGCGCGAGCUCCGGCAGACAAUAGUCGUGAGCGCCGCCCACGAGAAAAAUGCUGACGCGACGCCCGCCGGUCGCGCGCUGCGAACCCAGCUGGUUACGACAUUCCGCUCGGGAAAGGCCAAAGUGACGAGCUCGAAGCUCGUCCGCACGGACGCCACGCUGGCCGACGCGACGGACGCGGCGGCGCCUCUAGUCGUGCUGCACGCCAUCUCCCGGGUCGACAGCUGCGCCGCGCACGUGACGCUGACGCUCCGCGACCAUGCCAUGGAGGCGACGCUGCCCGACCUGCUCCUGCCGCAAGGGGCAUUUCCUAUCCCGUUCCAGGAUCUGCUGGAUGUAUAUAUCCAGUCAUCGGGGAGGUCGUCCAGCGCGGGCGCGCGCGACGCCUUCAGCAGGGAGACCGCCGCCCCACUCUUUAAAUGGGUGUCCGCUCCGACAUCGAUGGUCCAGGUCUCCGUUAAUGGAGGUGCGCCGGAGCGCAUUCAUACCGGACUGGAGACGAUUGCCGCGCCGGAAGGCUUACAAGUGCCGCAGCAAGUGACGCGCGUGGCGGUCGACGUCAUCGUGUCGCUGCUGCCGACGCCCGGCUCGAGGACGCCGGACCAGAAGUUCUGGCUCGAGCCCGAGCUCCCGGCGCUCGUGGCCGCGUCCGUCGCGGCCUUGGAGGCGGGCGAGGAUCACCCGUCGAAGCCGUGGAAGAAACUCGAGGUCCUGGGCAAGUUGGGCGUCGAGGUCGCGACGGUCGAGCUGAAGUGGCUCGGGGUCCUGAUCGCGCUGGGGACGUUUCCGCGGCCGUCGCGCGUCGCGUGGGGCGUGGAGGAUCCACAGCUCCAGACGCUUAACACGCUCCUGAACCUGCGGCCGGGGCAGCGCCUCGACCACUCGCCCGCGUGCCGGCGCUUCCUCGACGAGCACUGCGGAGGGCGCGGCCCGGGAGCUCAGAUGGACGCGCUGCGCCUGCUCGCGACGAAGCGCCUUUCGCUCUUCUUGUGCGGCCCCCGCGCGAACCUGAGUCACAACCUUGUGAAUUUCGUCCUGGAGAACGCCUGCAAGUCGCCGCACCCGCACGCCGUGACGACGGCACUCGUCUUCGCGUACUGGGUCACCGAGACCAAGGGCGCGGGGGGCUUCCCGUUCCGGGGCUACAAACACAAACAUGCCGACUUUGAUACGACAGCCGCGGCCUUCCGCCGCAAGGUCGUCGAGGCCGUCCUGUCGGCGGGUCACGACGACCACUACGCCGACUACGGCGCCGGCGCCGACCGGGCAAAGCGGUCGCUGACGGACCUCGCGGUCUUAUGGACGGCCCAGUCCGACCCGGACGCGCGUGUGUGCUACGAGGCCGCGGGCGCGGCGGGCAACGCGCUCGCGGCCGCCGUCGCGGCGCGCCUCGGGACCGAGUCGCCGGCGACGCUGAAGAAGCUCGUGCGCAAGUACCGGCUCGACGACUUCGCGACGAAGCACAUGGAGACCCUGCCGGAUGGUCUCACGCGGCUCGAGGCCGCCGUCCUCCGGCACGCGCCCGACGAUGGCGCCGCCGCCGCGCCGCGACCCAAGAAGGAAAAACAGCGCGUAGUUGUAUCGCGCGCGGACGCGGCGGCGGUGAGCGACAGCUUCGCCCUCGAUGACCCCGGCGCCAGCGGCACGCUCUCGAAGAAGAAGCAGGCGGAGAGGGACCGGAAGGCGCGGGACAAGGAGAAGGAGGAGAAGCGGCGGGCCAAGCGGAAAAAGGCUGACGCGCGCCGCCGCGAGCAGGCGGAGCAGGAAGCUGCUGCGCGCGAGGAGGCUGCGCGUGAAGAGGCCGCGCGCGAGGAAGCCGAGCAGGCGGCCGCCGCUGCAGCAUCGCCUGCGCCCGCACCGGUGGCCGCCGACGAGCCCGCAGACGAGCCUGCCGACGAGCUUGCCGACGACGCGCCGCUGGACGCCGCCACACCUCCGGACGACGGCGACUGGACCGACGUCCGGUCGCGGCGCGAGCGGCGCGCGGCCGCCGACGAGCCCCAGGCCCCCGCGCCGGCCGAGGACGAGGCGGCGGACCCGACGACCGCGGCGCUCGAGGCGGCGGAGCUGGAUUGGGCCGCGGCCCAGGCGGCGCGCCGGGCGGCCGCCGACCGCGAGGCCGAGGCCGCGUCGCUGGCCCUCGCGCGGCGGCUCGAGGCCGAGGACCGCGCGGCCGCUGCCGCGGUCCCUCCGCCACAGGCGCCGGCUGCCGCGUACGGUGGCGCCGCGCCCGCGGUCCCUCCGCCAAAGGCGUCGGGCGCCGAGCACGGCGGCGGCCGGCGCGUGGCGCGCAGAUUCUUCGUGGGGGCUCUGCCGAAGGCUUCGGUACGAGGCGCGGACCUCCGCGCGUACUUCGAGCGUUUCGGCGCCGUGAGCGAGGCUGUAGUCAUGUUCGACCGCCCGACGCAACGGUCGAGGGGGUUUGGAUUCGUGACGUUCGUGGAGGAAAGUGCUGCAAGGGCGUGCGCGGCGACGCACCACCACGAACUGCACGGCACGUUCAUCGACGUGAAGGAGGACGAGAAAUACCGCGACCGCUACAAGACGCGGAUCUGCAAGUACGGGCCGCGCUGCCCCUACCUGCGGACGGGCGACUGCCAGUAUCUACAUCCUGAAGAGGAGGAUUACGCCGCGACGCAGGCGCGGAUCGAGCAGUACGCGCCCGCGCCGCCCGCACCCGCGCCGCCGCCCGCGCCGCCGCCGCCGCCGCGGACCGCGCCGCCGCCCCCCGAACCGCUCCCGGCGUGGGGCGCCCAGCCGCCGCCGCCGCCGCCGCUGCCGAUCUCGCCGGUCGCGCCGCCGCCCGCGCGGGCGCCGCCGGCGCUGCCCGGGCUGCCCGGUCCGCCCGCCUGGGCCGCGCCGACGGCGCCCGAGGCGCCGUGGGCGCCGCCGCCCCCCUCGGCUUGGUCCGCGCCGAGCGCGCCGGCGCCGCCGGCGGACGCGCUCUGGCCCGCGACCGUCGAGGACCCACCGGCGUGGGAGGGCGUCGCCGCGCGCCCGCGCGCCCGCUCCGACUCGGACUUUGUGGUGCCCGAGGGUUUGGUGGACGUCGAGCGGCGGUCGAACUGCUCGCUCGACGCGAUCAUCGCCGUGCUCUCCCAGUCGCCGACCUUCCGCCGCGAGCUCGGCGACGGCGCGGAGGCCGCCGCGGCCCAGUCGGACGCGCUGCGGUACCUCGGCGACGCGUUCCAGGCGAGCGCCGAGGGCUCGGACGCGGGCGUGGACGCGGCGGUCGACGGUUUGCGUGCGGCGUUAGCCAAGCGGAGCAACGACGAGGCCGGCGAGGGCGUCCGGAGCGAGCUGGCGACGGGCGGCGCGCACCUCGACGUGGCCGAGGUAUUGGGGGAAGUCGUCGCCGUUCUCGGUACGGCGAAGAAGUGCCGCUCUGCCGCCCUGGCCCUGCGCACCCGGGGCCACAUCCACCAGCAGGCCUGCAGGAAGUGCGGCCACCGCAACGCCGACUUCCGCGACGACGUGGCCUUCGACGAGCUGGCGCGGUCCGCGCCGGCCGCCGCUCUGGUCCACGCCGCACGGUCCGACGGCGGCAGCGUCGCGGACGUGUUCCGCGACGCGCACGCGCACGCGGCCAAGUCGUGCGACGCGUGCCGGGCGCAGGGCGCGUGCGAAGUCGACGUGGUCCUCGAUCAUGCCGCGAAGGCGCUCGUGCUGAGCCUCGCGUGGUACUCGACGGACCAGGAGGGCGACGACGUCGCGGCGCUGCUCGAGCUCGUGUGGCGCGACGCGCGGCUCCCGGCGAAACGCGUGUUCUCGUCGAUCGGCAAGGUCAAGUUCGAGGUGGACCUCUUCGCGGUUGCCGUGUUCCAGAACGCGCACUACACGGCGUUCGUGCGGGCGAGGGACGGCUCGGACUCGUGGACGUACCACGACCGGCGCUCGGCCGUCGCCGUCGGAUCGUUCGCGAACGUCGUCCAGCAGUGCCGCGACGGGCCCAUGCUGCCGUACCUCUUGUUCUACGACUCGCUCACGGCGGUGCCGGGGGCUUAG